Messenger RNA from Impatiens glandulifera, 750 nucleotides. RefSeq lists its product as uncharacterized. NCBI's taxonomy places the organism in Eukaryota, Viridiplantae, Streptophyta, Magnoliopsida, Ericales, Balsaminaceae. The transcript has 4 exons. Bases 191 to 694 code for a protein of 167 amino acids. The record is from RefSeq and is a predicted model, not a curated record.
CAAAUAUGCUCAGAAUUGAUUCCAUUCCAUUCCAUUCAUGGUAGCUAACUAGGAAUCAAUAAUGUCGACCAGCGAGGCGACGUCUUCUCCAAUUAAGCAUAUAAAUCAUCAUCAUCAUCAUCUUCUUUACUUGUAUACAUACACCAGAUCCGAUUGAGGAAGUCCAUCCGCCGCUCAUCAUCAUCAUCUAAUGGGCCAAUCUCUCAACAAACAAUCUUCAGGAAGUGGCGGUGGUGGCGGGGAAAUAAUCAAAGGAAAUGAAAUCGUUUCCAUAAUAAAGAAAUGCUACGACGAACAGUUAUUGGCUGAUUUCGGCAAAGAGGAUGUUGCAGAGUUCUAUCAUGCCGUCUCCCACACCAUCCAAGAAAUUAACAAAAACAUAGGCACAACUCAGAUUCGCGUUCCCGAUAUUGCGUCGCUUCAGCAAAUCUAUGAGAAACAUCAUCAAGGAAACGGUGAUCGAGCGGUAACGAAUGAAGAAUUUGAGAAUAUCCUAAAGGAUGUAAUAUUGAAAUCUGGAAUCAGUGGAAUUAGAGCCGGAGCCAAAGAUUUUCUCAUGUUCAUCUUCGGUGUGCCUGCAACAACUCUGUUUAUCAAGCAACGAAUAGCGCCUACAGCCAUCCCUAAUUCCAUCUUCAUCCCUUUAGUCACCUCUGCUACUGUUUUUGUUCUUGCCAAGCUUAAUAAGAUAUGAAUUUACACUACUUUAUUUCCAAACUUGUGUAUUUGUUGCUUUGUUAAAUAAAUGAU